Molecule: messenger RNA, 1712 nt
Organism: Clupea harengus (Atlantic herring)
Lineage: Eukaryota; Metazoa; Chordata; Actinopteri; Clupeiformes; Clupeidae
Gene: slc7a9
Product: b(0,+)-type amino acid transporter 1-like
Exons: 13
Biological process (GO): amino acid transmembrane transport
Cellular component (GO): membrane
Molecular function (GO): L-amino acid transmembrane transporter activity
Source: RefSeq, a predicted model, not a curated record
CACACAGACACACACACACACACACACACACACACACACUCACACACAGAAUCUGACACUCAGCUCUCUGUGUGCGUAAACUCAGCACACGGCAGAUCUCUUCUCCAGGUUUAGUGUUUUCUGCGUCUCACAGGGGAGAUGGAUGAGGAGAGUGUAAAGAAGAAAAGUGUGCAAAAUGGCAGUGUCACCCUCUCACACACCCAGAAGGAGGAGAAAGCCACCGUGCUUCAGAAAGAGGUAGGUCUGUUGAGCGGAGUGUGUUUGAUCGUGGGGACGAUGAUCGGUUCCGGAAUCUUCAUCUCGCCGAAAGCGGUACUGCAGGGAACAGGAGCCGUGGGGCCGUGCCUGUGUGUGUGGGCCGCAUGCGGAGUGCUCGCAACGCUGGGGGCCCUGUGCUAUGCGGAGCUGGGCACCAUGAUCACUAAGUCUGGGGGUGAGUACCCGUACCUGAUUGAGGCGUUUGGGCCGGUCCUUGGCUUCCUCUACUCCUGGACCACCAUCAUCGUCCUCAAGCCUUCAUCCUUCGCCAUCAUCGCCCUCAGCUGCGCUGACUAUGCAGCCACGCCCUUCUACCCAGGAUGCACCCCCGCCUCAGCUCUGCUGAUUUGUCUGUUGAACAGCCUGAGUGAGACUCUGACCUUUGCCCUUUGUCCUCUGGUUGGUAUCCUCAGUGCUGAAUCUGCCUGGUGAAACUGCCUGAGUGUGAAGCUGGCCAACUACAUCCAGAACUUCUUCACCGCCGCCAAACUCUUCAUCAUCCUCAUCAUCGUGGUGGCCGGGAUGGUGCUACUGGCUCAAGGGAACACACAGAACCUAACAAAUACAUUUGAAGGGGCGACCACAUCUUUUGGAGCCAUAGGACUGGCUUUCUACAACGGCCUUUGGGCUUAUGAUGGGUGGAAUCAGCUGAAUUUCAUCACAGAGGAGCUGAAAAACCCCUACAGAAACCUGCCAUUGGCCAUCAUCAUAGGCAUCCCCCUGGUGUCGGUGUGUUACGUGCUCGUCAACGUCGCCUACUUCAGCGCCAUGACGGCCACCGAGCUUCUGCAGUCUCCUGCUGUCGCCGUGACGUUUGCUGACCGUGUGCUGUACCCCGUGUCAUGGGUGGUUCCUCUCUUCGUGGUCUUCUCCACAUUUGGGGCAGCCAAUGGGAGCUGCUUCACUGCAGGCAGGCUGACAUAUGUAGCUGGACGGGAGGGCCACAUGAUUAAGAUUCUGUCCUACAUCAGUCUGAAAUACUAUACCCCAGCUCCAGCACUCCUUUUCAAUGGCUUUCUGGCUAUCGUGUACGUCAUCCCUGCGGACAUCAACACUCUGAUCAACUACUUCAGCUUCGCCCAGUGGGCCUUCUACGGUCUCACCGCCCUCGCCCUCAUAGUCAUGAGGUUCACCAGGAAAGACCUGCACAGACCUGUCAAGGUCCCUGUGGUGAUUGCGGUGCUGGUGGUGGUGGUGUCUGGUUAUCUGGUGUUGGCCCCCAUCAUUGAUGACCCCCAGCUGGAGUAUCUCUACUGCACCGCCUUCAUCCUCAGCGGAGGCGUCUUCUACCUGCUCUUCGUCCACCACAGCUUCCACUGGAGUCAGAGAAUCAUGCGUCCACUCACCAUGCACCUGCAGCUGCUGAUGGAGGUGGUUCCCCCCGAGAAGAUGGACUGAAGAGCAACACAACACAACACACACACACACACACACAUAUUAACACACACACACAC